Neohortaea acidophila is the source of this 627-nucleotide messenger RNA. RefSeq lists its product as uncharacterized. The record is from RefSeq and is a predicted model, not a curated record. NCBI's taxonomy places the organism in Eukaryota, Fungi, Ascomycota, Dothideomycetes, Mycosphaerellales, Teratosphaeriaceae. Gene Ontology annotation, cellular component: cytoplasmic stress granule; nucleus; cytosol. The transcript has a single exon. Gene Ontology annotation, molecular function: mRNA 3'-UTR binding; poly(U) RNA binding; poly(A) binding. The annotation marks the transcript as partial.
UCUCUCUACGUCGGUGAGCUCGACCCCUCCGUCACCGAGGCCAUGCUCUUCGAGCUCUUCUCCUCCAUCGGCCAGGUCGCGUCUAUCCGUGUCUGCCGUGACGCCGUCACUCGUCGCUCGCUCGGCUACGCCUACGUCAACUACAACAACGCUGCCGAUGGUGAGCGUGCACUGGAAGAGCUGAACUACACCCUUAUCAAGGGCCGGCCUUGCCGCAUCAUGUGGUCUCAGCGAGACCCCGCUUUGCGCAAGACUGGACAGGGCAACGUCUUCAUCAAGAACCUCGACGCUGCCAUCGACAACAAGGCUCUCCACGACACCUUCGCCGCGUUUGGCAACAUUCUCAGCUGCAAGGUCGCUGUCGAUGAGCUGGGCAACUCCAAGGGCUACGGCUUUGUGCACUACGAGACGGCCGAAGCUGCCAACUCCGCCAUCAAGAGUGUCAACGGCAUGCUUCUCAAUGAGAAGAAGGUCUUCGUGGGCCACCACAUCCCCAAGAAGGACCGCAUGAGCAAGUUUGAGGAGAUGAAGGCCAACUUCACCAACAUCUACGUCAAGAACAUCGACCAGGAGAUCAGCGAGGAUGAGUUCCGGGAGAUGUUCGAGAAGUAUGGAGACGUUACGUCU